This is a messenger RNA of Drosophila virilis, 2879 nucleotides long. Its product is annotated as ecdysone-induced protein 75B, isoforms C/D. The record is from RefSeq and is a predicted model, not a curated record. NCBI's taxonomy places the organism in Eukaryota, Metazoa, Arthropoda, Insecta, Diptera, Drosophilidae. Gene Ontology annotation, cellular component: Sin3-type complex. Gene Ontology annotation, biological process: negative regulation of cell migration.
UUUGUGUUUCUUGCGUGCAGACGCGUUUCGUUAUUUCGCUGUAAAUUAAAUUUGCGCUUUGCAUGCAAUUUGGAAAUUCAUUUCAAUAUUUUGUUGAAAAUAAAUGAUUAAAGUGACUUGUGAAAUAAAUGAAUAAACAAUAAAUAAUUAAAUUACGCAAAUCCAUUAAAUUUCAAGUUAACUCUCGUUGACUUGUUACGGCGCAGCAAGCAAGCUAUACAAAUGCAGCGCAAAAUAUCGCAACGCAGACGAUGGAUGAUGCCCGAGCUCAGCAUAACAACAAUAAGGGCUGUGCACAAAUAGCAAUUAAUCAAAUUGAAAUCAGUGAAAAAUAACAACAACAACAACAACGCACAAACAUUAGUUAUUUGAGUUGAAAGUACUCGUAAACGGUUAAAAAGAAAAAAAAAAAGAAAAAUCGCAAAAAAGAAAAGAACUAAAAGAAUUGUUUAGCUUGUGGCCAAUCCGUUACACAUAUCCAUUCACAACAACAAAUACAAUAUCUGCCGCCAUGUUCAAUUUCCAUAAGCCACGCGUCUAUCGCUCAGCGGACGGCUGCUGCAUUUGCCGCGCCAAAUCGAGCAGCUCCCGGUUCACAGCCUCGCGCAAAUACGAAAAGGAAUCGAUGCAGUGCUUCAAUCUGCACGAGCCGCGCAACGGUGAAAUCUGUAAUGCCUGCGUUCUGCUGGUCAAGCGCUACAAGCGGCUGCCCGUCGGUAGCAAGCGCCAUUGGGGACAUGUGGUUGAUGCACGCGCCGGUCCCGGCACCAAAUCGCUGGCCAAGCAGAAGAAGCGCGAGAACGAGUGUGAGGGCAAGACGGGCGGAGGCGGCUCUUUUAUACCCGAGAAAUUUGCCAAGAUUUUCAAAAAGAAUCGCAAGGGCAAGAUAACGGCUGCCGCAGCGCCAUCUGCAGCCGGUCAGCAGCAACUGCAGCAGCGCAACGGCAGCAGCCACGAAAGCUCACCACACUCGGAGGAGCAGCCGAGCGAUUCCAAUGAGAGCCACGACGAACAGGAGCAGCAGCUGCAACAACUACAACAACAACAACAGCAGCAGCAGCAACAUCAUCAUCAGCUGAGCGCAUGCGUUGCCGCAACACCAUAUCAGACGCGCAAACGGACCGCUGCAGCAGCGCAGCUGGCCACGGCGACAGUGUUGAAAAAGAGUGUUGCACAACGUCUGCGUUUGACUGGCAGCAAGCGCAGGCGCAUGCUGGAACCCAAAAAGCAUCGACGCGCCGUCGACAAUGUGCCCUUCUUUGAGGAGCACGAUCUGCUGCGCCUAGACGUUUGCUGCGGCACCGUGUUCCAGAGUCUUAGCCUGGGCAGUGCCUGUUAUAUAAUCGAUCCGGAGCUGUAUAAGCCAUGCGAGAAGCAUCGCAGACGCAGGCAACAACAGCUGUCGCAGUCGCAGUCGCAGCCGCCGAGGGAACUGGUCCAGCAGACGCUGCUGGCCGCAGAGCUAGAGCCAAAGCCUGUUAGUCAGAGCAUCAGCACGCCGGCAUUAAAAAAGCAUCAUUUGUAUUUUAAGCGACAAUCGGAAUCAUUUCCACAGGGCGAAAUACAUAGAAUAAGUCCAAUUCCAUUGAAUAAGACUGAGGUCAUGCCGAACCCAACGCCAGCAACAGCAGCAGCAGCAGCAUCAGCAACAGCAACAAUAACAACAACAAACAGUGUACAACAACAGCAACAACAUUCCACAGCCAAUGGCAGUUUAGCGCUCGCACUUAAACCAACACUGGCAGCGGCAUCUGUGACGUCAUCAGCCUUGCAUGCGAGCAUCUUAACAACCGCUGUGGGCGCCGCAUCGCCCUCAUCGUUAUCUUCAUCCUCCAAUUGCUCCACCUCUUCGUCGGUGGCCACCAAAUUCAAUGACAAUUCCUCGGACUCUGGCUUCGAUGAGCAUGUGCUGGAGCGCAAAUCCGUUAGUCCGCCAACGCAGGACGAACUGCAGCUGGAGAAGAAGGCACGCGGCGGCAGCGUACAACGUUUAAUCCUGGCCAGCGGUCUGCCCAUCAGCGGCCAGGCCCAGAAUCUGGUGCUGACGGGCAACGAGUUUACCGCGCGCUUCGUCCAGCGGCAGCAGGCGCCAACCCAAGCGCCGCUCAAAAUCAAUGUCCUAGCGGGCGGAGCAGCUGUUGGAGGAGGAGGCGGAGGAGGAGCAACAACAGCAACUGGAUCUCAAAGUAGUGGCAAUAAAAUGCGUGCAAUAUUUAAUAAUGCGAACACAAUUCAACAUGAGAACGGGGUGACAACCAUAUUGCCGGCAUCCUCGCUGGCGGCCAGCAAUCAGACGGCGGCCAUGAAUGCCAUAGCGCCCAGCACGGUGACCAUAACGCCAGCCAAAAAAGCAACAAUCAAUGCAACAGCAACAUCAGCUGUCAAUCCCAAGUUUAUACUCCUAAAGCCAGCAAUUGCCAGCAAAUUUGCCAGCAACAGCAGCAGCAGCAACAACAACGGCGUGAAUCCGGCGCCAGCUGAGCUGAAAAUAGCUUAAAAGUGGAAGGAAGCGGCGGCUAGCAUCGGCACGCCGAAGUUUAAAUACCCUUGCAGCAGUGUUUAAGCUAUGUUUGUUCACAUGUUAAAGUAGUCCGAUUCCGAUUCCAAACAAGAAUAUUUUAAAAGCACACAAAUUUCGAUCGAUUAUUCCUAUGGCAGCUAUAUGCUAUAGUGUCUCGAUCAUGUCCUUGUCUAAUUUCAAUAAGAAAUCGCUUUUAAAUUCUCUAUAAGCAUAUUUUACUGUAACCUCUGCAAGGGCUAUGAAAGGCUGCCAUUAUGUUAAGAGAAACAAAACCAAUUACAUAGCCAUGUUAACUGGCUGUUAAAAACUUGUUGAUUUACAUGCAUAUUGUAGCGAGUAUUUACUGUAAGUGACAAAA